AUGGAUAAAGAUACAGGUAUUGAACAAUUAACAUCACAUUGGAGUAAUGGUUUACAUAUAUUUUUACAAUUAAAAUAUUGUAGUUUUAUAAAUGAUGAAUGUUUAAAAGCCGUAUUUAUGUCAAAUAUGAAUUUUUUUAAACGUUAUAAUAAUUUAAGAGGUAUGACUGGUACAAUUGGUGAUAAAGAAGAAAGAGAAUUAUUAACAUUAGAAUAUGAUGUUGAUUGUUUUGAAUUACCACGUUUUAAAAAAUAUCGUUUUAAAUAUGAAAAAAUGAAAGAAAUUGUAUGUAGUAGUGAAAGGGAAUGGUACGAAAAACUAAUUGAAGAUGUAAAUGAAAAAAUGGAAUUAAAAACUAAUAAAAUGAAUAAUAAUAAUAAAGAAGAAAUAAAUAACAAUAAAAUUCAACUAGAAGAACGUUAUAAAAUGUUAAAAUUAAAAAUAGAAAAGACUACGACUCAACUUAAUGAUGAAUUUCAAAAAAAGAGUAGUAUAGAUAAACGUAUGAAAACAUUUAAAGAAAUGAAAAAUACACUCUUAAAUAGAAAAAUACAAAAUCAGGAAGAUUAUGAUGACAAUGACGACUAUUCUCAUCAAAACGAAAUAUGUGAAAUAAAUAUAAAUCAAGUAAAAAAUGAAUUUGAUGAUAUAAAUGAAACUAUAAUUGAUUUAGAAGAAUCUUUAAAUCUUUAUAAAAUACAAGAAUCUGAUCUCAUCAAAAAUAUUCAAAAUUAUGAAUUAUUAUUAAAUACUGAAAAUUCAGUAGAUCAACGUCGAGCUGUACUUAUUAUAUGUGAAAAUAUUGUUAAAUUAGAAAAAAUUUCAUUACAAGUGAGAAAAGAAUUUCAACAUAAAGGGAAUAAAAUUUAUACAUAUGAUAGAGCAUAUAGAAAAUUUGAAAAAAGUCAAUUAAAUUGUGGUGAUAUUAUAAUUGCAACGAAUAUUGCUGGGCGUGGUACUGAUUUGGAUAUUGAUAAGUUUCUUGAAAGAAAUGGUGGUUUACAUGUUAUAUUAACAUAUACACCAAAUAAUUUACGUGUUGAAAAACAAGCAUUUGGUAGAACAGCAAGAGCGGGAAAACGUGGCACUGGUAUCUAUAUUGUUUAUGAUGAACGUAAAUCAAAUAAUUGUAUACCCAAUUUGACUAUUGAUUAUCUUUCAGAUGUAAGAAAUGAAAAUGAAAAAGAAAGAGUAAAUCAAAUUGUUACAAAAUCAUUUCAUAAAAUUAAAAUUGAAGAUGAAUUAUUUGGUAAAUUUGAUGUAUUUAAAAAUGAAUUAAAUAAAAUAAUUGAAAGAAAAUAUUUAAAUUUAAAAGAAAAUGAAUUAAAAGAAAAUUACUUUGAAUUACAAAUUAAAAGUUUACAAAAUAAAUGGGCAUUUUGGCUUAAUAAUAUGGAAGAAAAACUUGAAUAA
This is a messenger RNA of Didymodactylos carnosus, 1413 nucleotides long. The record is from the annotation of a GenBank genome assembly. NCBI's taxonomy places the organism in Eukaryota, Metazoa, Rotifera, Eurotatoria, Philodinida, Philodinidae.